GUUUUCUUCAGUGCGCAUCUUUAAAGAUGAGUUUUGUUUUGUUUUGUUUUUUUUUCCACCGAUAACGAGUUGUGCCAGUUGGAUUAAAUUGAAAGACUGAGCUUUUUUUCAAGCGACGCCAUUUCAAGUGUCUGUGGAAUACGCUGCUGCUUUUGACCAGACUUCGAUCCCAGAGGCAGCAUGGCAUCCUGGCAGAGCUACGUGUUUCUAUUCGCAUUCGUGUGUAUGAUCGAUUUCACAAACGGUGACUGCACCGACACAUUAGGAAAAAUUUUUACCACCGCCCCAUUGAGCCCCAAUCUUAAAGAAAGAAUUCCCAUCAUAGGCACUGAGAACACCAAGAACAUGCUGGCAUGUUCUUUACAUCUGUCCUGUGAGGAUAAACAUAACACAUGUUGCCAACUUCUGCAUUACUGCCUAAAGGUUCCAGAUGAUGUUUCAGAAAUGUGUAAGGAAACACAAGAAACUCGUAAAGAAGUCUCCUUGCUCUACAUUGCGUGUGUGAUCAACGAAAUUGUCAACGAAACAACAAAUGUUUCAGUCUGCGACAACUACGAUGCCAUUAGAGAGAUCCACUUGAAAUUGCUCGAAUCACCGAGUUUCUAUGAUACAACAACACCAUCAACAACGACACUAGCAGCAACGGCAACAGCAACAAAUACUUCAUCAUCAGCAACAACACACGUAACGACAGCAACAAAUACUUCACCAUCAACACACGCAGCAAAAGCAACAAAUAUUUUACUAUCAACACACGCAGCGACAGCAACAGCAACAAAUACUUCACCAUCAACACACACAGCGACAGCAACAAAUACUUCACCAUCAACACACGCAGCAACAGCAACAAAUACUUCACCAUCAACACACGCAGCAACAGCAACAAAUAUUUCACCAUCAACACACACAGCGACAGCAACAAAUACUUCACCAUCAACACACACAGCGACAGCAACAAAUACUUCACCAUCAAUAACGACACACACAGCGACAACAAAAACUCCACCACCAACACCGACACACGCAGAUACACCAAGAUCAACUGCGACACUCACAGAUACAACAACUGAAAUGCCAAGGUCAACAACGACAACAAAAGUGCAAAGAACUACAACAGCUCAUGAAACCCAGGACUCUGUAAAUGGACAGAGCUCUCCAGAAAUCUCCAGAUUCAGCGACCCCAACACCAAAUACAAUAUUUUGACGACUGCUCUAAUAACUUCCUUGUUUUCGAAUGCUGUCAUGCUGCUGGCUCUUUUCUGGUGCAGGAAAAAACACAGCAUAUUGCAAGCAACACAGGCGGAUCGCUUCAGCCAGGAGAAUGAACACGCAUUGGAAUAUGUGUCGACCGCAGAUUGCCCCAUCGUCCAAAAUUCGGCUACGAGGGAAUGUCCUCCAACAAACAUCAUCCACAAUCAAGUCUACUAACAAGCCUACAUAUAUAUAUGUAUAAAUAUAUAUAACCUGAACACAUCACAUCCGUGGGAUGGACAUUAGAACUGAGAUGGCUUGUUGAUGCCUCGGGCCCCUGAUUCGCUUCUGGUGCGAAGUGAAGUGAGAUUGAACGAGCCUCGGCAUGACAACUCAACGCCACCUCUGAUCGAGGCAGUGUAGGUUAUUACUCCAGUACAAAGGAAAUGAAGUGCAACGAGAACCACAUCAGUCAAGUCAACUGAGUUCCUCGUUUAGACCAAAUUUUGAGUAUUUUAAACAGCCUGAAGUUUUUCAAAAGCAUUUUUAAAUUAGCUGAGCCCGUUCCAAUAUGGUUGUUAUAAGAACAGAAAAAGUUGGCAGACCUCUCACCGGUGUGGUUACUGCACUUUGUUUGCGCCAGCCUUGGCAUCACUUAGUCUGGUCUAAUACUACUGGAGUAACUGAAUGUGUUUUGUUGGCAACACUGGCAUGUGAGAUUAUGGACAAAGAAAAAAGGAAAGUCCUCCGUUUUCAUUAACCAUGAAAGUAUACAUUUGUAUAUUAGUAGCUCAGGUUUUGAUUUAUUUGUGUUGCCUGUGUUGAGUUUUCUGUGAUGUAGGUGUAGUUGAGAAGCCAGUAGCGCAAAGAUGUUUUAGUGACUGUGUGUUUAAAUGUAUCUUUAUAAUGCCAACCAGAACACCAUACUUUUUACUGAAUUAGACUUGGGGGUCAGCUAGCUAGCUUCCCUGUUUUUUCCAGGACCUAAAUGUGACAUCUGUGAAUUGUUGGUCUAAGAAGCACCGUGAAAAGAGUUCCCUCAGUGUUUAAUUAUUGCAAAGAAAAAGAUCUGCUAAGAACAUUAACAGUAUGUUACAAACAGCCUUCAAACAUAUAAAGCAUAACCUAAAAUAUUAAAUAAUGACUUUUUACUCUACACUUUAAGCUUAUCAGCCUGUUCUCAAGCUAGAAUGACAGUUAUCAUACAAAUAGCAUGUAUAUUACAGCGCAGCAGAUAUGUCUCAUUGGUGCGUUUUUUUUUUUUCGUUUUUUUUUUUUUUUUUUUUUUUUUUUACCGCGUUUGCAUUUUAAAGCUGUUUUUAUGUAAAACCAUGUAAUAAGUUUUGUCUUUUAUCUGUUUUAUUUAUUGUGUUUUAUAAGACUGUAUGUGUGUCUGUGUGUGUGUGUGUGUGUGUGUGUGUGUGUGCUGCUGAUCAAGUUGGCCUGGAACCCACAACUUGGUUUUAAUGCAAAUGUUACAGUUGCAUUAGGGUUACAGCUAAGGUUGGGGGAAGGGUUAGGACUGGGGUGAGGGUUAGUUUCUUAUUUGAAUAGAAAGUCCUUUCAGAGAUAGGAAUGUGAGUGGUUGGGAUAGUGUACGAGUAUGUAUGGAUUCAGACAGGUUGUUGCUAUUGAUGUAUUUGUGGCAUAGUAACACACAGACUGAGAUUCAAGCGUUUCUUAAGUGGAAAGUGUCCACUUUUGCAAACCUUUUCAGUUGCUUUCUUUCCAAAAACUUGCCAAAAACAACCAAAAACAACCAAAAAUAAGGCGAUUCAUCAAAACAUAAUGACGUCUCUUGUUGGUGUGUGAAUGCCAAAGUUUUGUUUCUGGUUUUGUGACAGGCAGUUAACCUUUUAAAAGGCUUGUUUUUCCCUCAAACCUAUCCUAAUUUAAAACUGUGCAAAGUAAUAAGCUAUGAAAAGGGUCAUGCAGCUCAGUAAUCUGUGCGGAAGUCCUGCGUUGGUCCUGGACUAAACUGCUGUGAUUAUGGAUUUCUUCUAAACGGUUUGUCACAGCAACAUAUUGUAGCUUGUUCACUGUCAACCACCUCCCCAUUAGUUGCCGUCCAAUUAAUGUUUCUCCUGCACUUUGUUGCGAUGCUUGGGAUUACAAAUCUUUUUUUUUUCCCUCCUUUUUAUUGCUUCAUGUCUUAAGAGUGAGAUUUAUGGUAGUCACCAUAUUAUUUCGAUUAAGCUGUUUACAUGGCUCAAGGAACCUCAUGCUAAUGACGGUCUCCUCGCUGUCCUUUCUCCAACUGCCAUUUGGACGAGGUCCAUGUUUUGGUCUUUGCGAAACCUCAGCUGAUAUUUAUAUUCCAUGUGCAUUCUGAGUACCAGCAGCUAGAAAAGUGCUAUAUAACUGCGUAACUGUUUACCAGAUCUCUCCAAGAAUUAAAACCAAACUAAAAACUGUGUUUGAAGUAGUAUUUAUUGUGGAGUAUUAGUGUGCAUGUAAAUGUCCUAACUGACAUAACAAAUUAAGUCUUUGAGGGACUGUCAUCUUUACGUCAACUCCAACCUCUGGCAUCAAUGACGCAUGUAAUGAAUGUUUCCCCAAUCAUCCAUAUGUGUGUAACGAGUAGUUGAACAUGUGUACCUAAUACAAUGGCCAGUGAGAGUAUUGUCACUCUAUACAAGCAUACAUUUGGAGGUGUUCUUUCUUCUAUUAUAUCUUGUCUGGUCAUUCAAAUGCUCUUUCCUAUGUCCUUUGAGUGAUAUGCUGCUUCCCCAUUGACCCCGUUGCAACAUUAAUAAAUGAUUGCCCUAUC
Mugil cephalus (flathead mullet) is the source of this 3961-nucleotide messenger RNA. Its product is annotated as cell wall protein DAN4-like. The coding region runs from base 181 to 1428 and encodes 415 amino acids. The transcript is spliced from 13 exons. Lineage: Eukaryota; Metazoa; Chordata; Actinopteri; Mugiliformes; Mugilidae. The record is from RefSeq and is a predicted model, not a curated record.